AUGUCAAAAUGAAUCUGUCAAAAUUCAUAAUCAAAAUAGAAGUCACAUUCAGUUCAAAAGGAGUGCAAUUUGUUUAUCGUCAAAACCAAAACAAUGGACAUUAAAAUUGCCUCGACGGAGGCAACCUCGACGGAGGCUAUACACUUUGAGAAUAAACGUAAAAUGAUAUUCGAUUGCUUGAACGAAGCCUCGGAGAAACUGGUCGGAACGACACUGGAACAAAAAUCAAGCCCCGAAACACGACGAAGGACCACACACGACCAGCAAGAUCGUCGAAUAAAGAAGUUUAAUGGAAAAGAAAGUAUAUUCAAGCGGCCUGUAGCACCGAUUGCCAAAUGCCUGAAACCCAGGCAAGCUCCCGAUUAUCAGGUGAAUCCUCACAAAUGGAAAAGGUAUUCGUUAAGUGAUGCUGAUAUAUCAGACAAGUCAAAUACAUCAGCAGCCUUUGCAUUUCUAAAGGAAAUCGAAGAUCGGAAGUCUUCAACAAGUGACUUGGAUGAUGAGGACGAUGAUAAACAAGGAGACAAAAUAGUAUUCAAUGUUAGGAAGCGAGUACACAGCGGUGCACAGUUCAAUAAAUCCGCACAUUUGAGAGCCAUCGCUCAAGACGAGUCCGUUGAUCCAGCCAUCGACUUGCCGAAGAUGAAAGGAUCUAAAGUCGUAAUGCCAGAAUAUGUGAUUGGUCAGAAGAGAGACAGGAAAAAAGCGACGGGCAAAAGUACAGAUGGAGCAGAGAAGAGAUCUUCGGAAAAAUUGAAGUUGAAUCAUUUAUUCGAGGACGAGGACGAGGAGUGAGUGCAGUGCGGACGCGAGAGCAUCAGAUUUGAGGUGAAAGGUUUUCGUUUAAUGUUACUUUAUUAUGUAUAACGAAUAAAAAGCUGAAGCUCUACUACACAA
Messenger RNA from Bradysia coprophila, 897 nucleotides. RefSeq lists its product as uncharacterized. Lineage: Eukaryota; Metazoa; Arthropoda; Insecta; Diptera; Sciaridae. The record is from RefSeq and is a predicted model, not a curated record.